UUUGGGGGGUCCCAGGGGGUUUUGGGGACCCCCCUGACCCCCUCCCCGCAGCGGGGCGUGGUGUGGGAGGAGGUGCUGAUCCUGCUGCCCGAGCACGUCAAGCUGGUGCUGCUCAGUGCCACCGUCCCCAACGCCCUCGAGUUCGCCCAGUGGGUCGGGCGCACCAAGCGGCGCUGUGUGCGGGUGAUCAGCACGCCGCGGCGCCCGGUGCCGCUGGAGCAUUUUCUGUUCACCGGGAACAGCUCCCGCACGCGGCACCAGCUGUUCCAGCUGCUGGGCCCGGGCGGGGCCUUCAGCACGCAGGGGUACUACGCGGCCGUGGAGGCCAAGAAGGAGCAGAGCAGCAAACACGCGCAGAGCUUCGGGGCACGGCAGCCCACCCUGGGCGGCCCCAACCCCGGCCAGGAGCGGGGGGUCUGGCUGUCCCUGCUGGAGACCCUGCGGGAGCGGGAGCUGCUGCCCGCCGUCACCUUCACCUUCUCGCGGGGCCGCUGCGAGGAGCAGGCGGCGGCGCUGGGCUCGCUGGAGCUGCUGGACGGCCCCGAGCGCGCCCGGGUGCGCCAGUUCCUGACCCGCUGCCUGGCCCGGCUGCGCGGCUCCGACCGACGCCUGCCCCAGGUGCUGCAGCUGUCGGAGCUGCUGCAGCGCGGCAUCGGUGUCCACCAUGGCGGGGUGCUGCCCCUGCUCAAGGAGAUCGUGGAGAUGCUCUUCAGCCAAGGGCUGGUCAAGGUGCUGUUUGCCACCGAGACGUUCGCCAUGGGGGUGAACAUGCCGGCUCGGACCGUCGUCUUCGACUCCAUCCGCAAACACGACGGGAACAGCUUCAGGGACCUCCUGCCGGGUGAGUACACGCAGAUGUCGGGGCGCGCGGGACGCCGCGGGCUGGACGCCACCGGCACCGUCAUCAUCCUCUGCAAGGGGCCGGUGCCCGAGCUGGCCGACCUGCACCGCAUGAUGCUGGGCCGCCCGUCGCCGCUGCAGUCGCGGUUCCGCCUGACGUACCCCAUGAUCCUGCUGCUGCUGCGCGCCCCCGCCCUGCGCCCUCACGACCUGAUGCGCCGCAGCUUCGCCGAGUUCCCGCUGCGCCGCGACACCACCGCGCAGACACGUCGCGUGGCCGCCCUCAGGGAGGCGCUGGCGGCGCUGGGGGACCCCGAGGGGACAGCGGGGGACAGCGGAGGGGACACUGGGGACAGCGGAGGGGACACUGGGGACACCGGAGGGGACACCGGGGACCUGCCCCAGUACCACCAGGCCGUGGUGGCGCUGCGCCGAGCCCGCGCCGUGCUGCAGCGGUGCCUGGCGCAGCCGGGGGGGCAGCGGGUGCUGGCACCGGGCCGGGUGGUGGUGGUGUGCACGGCGAGACACCGCAACGCGCUGGGGCUGGUGCUGCAGGUGAGCUCCGGGGGCUCCGGCCGCACCUUCACCACGCUGGUGCUGAGCGAGAAGCCCCCCGAGGAUGGGGGAGCCCCCCCUGAGCCCCCCCCGGACGUGCCCUACCCCGAGGACCUGCUGCUCACCCGCCUCUUCCUGCCCGAGGGCCCCCCCGGGCACUGCCUGGAGCAGCUGCGCCCCGAGGACAUCGUGGGGGUCACGGCCAAGACCCUGCGGGUGAACCCCGAGAUUCUGCUGCAGGAGCUGCGCCCCCCGAGGGGACCCCGGCCCCGCUCUCCGCCCCCGGGCGGGGGUCUCGGGGGGGUCCUGCAGGAGCUGUCCCGUCUGUCGGGGGGCGCGACCCCCGUGCCCCUGCUGGAGGCUUUUGGGGUGCCCCCGGGCCGGGACCCCGCGGCGGCGGCGGCGGCGGCGGAGCUGCGCGGGCUGAGCGCGGCGCUGCGCGGCUUCGGCUGCGUGCACAGCCCCCGCUUCGCCCGACAGUACGCCCAGUUCGCCGCGCGGCAGGAGCUGCUGGAGCAGCUGGAGGAGCUGCAGUUCCAACUGUCGGACCAGUCGCUGCUGCUGCUGCCCGAGUACCACCAGCGCCUCGAGGUGCUGUCGGAGCUGGGGUACGUCUCGGGGGGCGCGGUGGCCCUGGGGGGCCGCGUGGCCGCCCUGCUGAGCACGGAGCAGCUGGUGCUGACGGAGCUGCUGCUGAGCAACGCGCUGAGCCCGCUGCGGCCCGAGGAGAGCGCGGCCCUGCUCUCCUGCCUCGUCACCCCCGGCCGCGGGGACCCCCUGCCCGAGGGGCUGCCCCCCGCCCUGGCGCAGGCCCUGGAGCGCCUCCGCGCCGUCGCCGCCCGCGUGGCCCGGCUGGAGCAGCAGCGCGGCCUCGGGCCCGGCCCCGACGAGUUCGUGGCCCAGUUCGGCUUCAGCCUCGUGCAGGUGGUCUACGAGUGGGCCAGGGGCAUGCCCUUUGCGGAGAUCGCGCGCCGGGCGCCGGUGCAGGAGGGGACGGUGGUGCGGGCCAUGCAGCGCCUGGAGGAGCUGCUGCGGGAGCUGCGCCACGCCGCGCGCCUCGUGGGGGACCCCGCGCUGGGCGCCAAGAUGGAGGCGGCCGCCGCCAUGAUCAAACGCGACAUCGUCUUCGCCGCCAGCCUGUACACGCAAUAAAUGGGGGACACGGGGGGCGCCGAGCCCCCCAAACCCCCGUGGUUCCUUCCAAA
Taeniopygia guttata (zebra finch) is the source of this 2600-nucleotide messenger RNA. The record is from RefSeq and is a predicted model, not a curated record. Lineage: Eukaryota; Metazoa; Chordata; Aves; Passeriformes; Estrildidae.